Molecule: messenger RNA, 3257 nt
Organism: Xyrauchen texanus (razorback sucker)
Lineage: Eukaryota; Metazoa; Chordata; Actinopteri; Cypriniformes; Catostomidae
Product: zinc finger protein 253-like
Exons: 2
Coding region: 149-958 (269 amino acids)
Biological process (GO): regulation of transcription by RNA polymerase II
Cellular component (GO): nucleus
Molecular function (GO): RNA polymerase II transcription regulatory region sequence-specific DNA binding; DNA-binding transcription factor activity, RNA polymerase II-specific
Source: RefSeq, a predicted model, not a curated record
AAAGCAUGAGACACGUUUCUGACAUAGAAAUGCGCUUUUUAAAUAUCAAAGUAAGUGUUUUAAAAUUAAAGUUGGCUACUUAGUUUCGGAUCGAGUUUGCAACUUUUUUCCAAUCUUUGACUGAUGGCUUAGCAUCCUGACUAACAAUAUGAAGCAUGUGAUUAAAAAGAAGCAGCCCGGUUUUGAACGUGACUCUUUUGUUGGUGUUCCAGGGUCCAAGACCAAGAAGAGGCCAAGACCCACCAAAGUGUACCAGGGUGUAGAAAUUUUGGUGCUAAACCAAAUGGGGAGAUCAGUUGGGCGAUUUUGCCGUAGGCUGAAUUACAAAAAGAAAAGUAUUCAGGUGUCUGACAAAACCCUUUUAAAUACUGAUACAAACACCGAACCAUCUGUCUCUCCCCCCUCGAACAGCCGUGAGACUCAUGGUAAAAAAUUCAGCUGUGAACUCUGUGGCGUGAAGUACUGCCGCAAAGGGAACCUGGUGUCUCACAUGCGAAUACACACAGGAGAGACUCCGUACAGCUGUGAACUGUGUGGAAAAGCGUUCCGGCGUUCAGACUGGCUUAAAUUGCACAUGCAAAUCCACACGGGUAAGAAACAGCCGAGACCUAAGCGCUUCGUUUGCGAUCAGUGUGGGAUGAAGUUUGAUUGCUCCGCUGCCCUCCAAAGUCAUAUAUGGAAACACAGUGGCGAGAGACCACUUCCUUGUGUGCUCUGUGAGAAGACGUUCUACAGUCUGGGCACUCUUAGACGGCACAAAAACGAAUGUCACUCUGCAGAAAGCAGACGGUUCUCUUGCUCCAUGUGUGGACACAUCUUUAAACGCCUUCAUGCGCUGCAGAAACACACACUGAUUCACACUGGAGAGAGACCUUACUCCUGUUCACAGUGCGGAAAAUGUUAUCCUCAUCAGUACACGCUGUUUUUGCAUAAUAAACUGCAGGCAUGCAAUGGUUGAUGUGAUGCACCAAAUUUAACAACGUUUUACCAUAUGCAAAACAGUACCUUUGACAGCGAAAUCUCUGUAAAUAAUGAGAGAGAGAGAUUGCAUAAGUGGAUCCAUUUGGCAGUUGUGGGAUUCAGAUUUAGUAGUUCAAUGGAAGUUUAAGGAAGGCCAAAUUAUCUUAUAAUGUUCCCAGUGUUACUUGUCAUAAUUGCAUUUUAACUAGUCAUAUAUGACUUAUAUUCACUUGUCAUAUGUUUUCAUUGACUCCCAUUUUUAAUUACAAAUUAAGAAUUUCAGUGGACCCUUUCCACACGUUUGCUCCAACAACAAAAGAAAAAAAACCAACGACUACGCUUUCACAUAUUUGCAAAGAUUUUUUCAUGAUUCAUAAUAUAAUAUUUAAUCAUGUAUUACAUUUUUUUUUAUUAGGUAUUUCACAUUAGGCACAACUUAUGUUGUAGAGUGCUCCAAUUAAAAUAUUAUUAGUACAACUACAAAUAUAAAGAGUAUUGCUAGGUGCAUUAAAUGCUAAAUUGGCUUGCCAUAAAAGUUCAAGUUUUUUCCAACUGAUAGGUGAUAGAUUCGUUUUUGCUAGUAAAAAUGAAUUUGACAUGUGUUAUUGAAUUUCUACCAUUAAAGAUAUGAAAAUCAAAACAGAUGAUUAUUUUUUUCUGAACAGAAACGCAAAGAAUCUCUUCUCUUACACAAUUGAAACUGUUCAGUCACAAUGUUCAUAUUAAAAAUAAUGUCAUCUUGACCCAUCUCUAUCAAUGUUGAUGUGACUAUGUGUUCCUAAUACAUGUUGAGAAAUUGUAAACCAAAAAAACCCACAAUAGAUCUGAUUUGCAUGCAGAUUUGAUUCAUAUUCUGUUUCCUGUACAAAGCACUGGUCACGUUAAAUGCUAAUCUCAUAUCUCAAGAUAAAGUCAUGAAAUAAAUCAUGUGCAAAGGUAAAAUAGUUAAUGAAACAAAUGUAGUAUUAAAAAUCAAAACACAAUGCGGUAACAUACCUUGUCUAACAAAAAAUAAGCCCCAUUCUGAAAAUUAUCUAACAAACAAGCAAAUAAUUAAAUCCUACCCCCAACUCACACCAUUGGUUGAGUCAAUAUUGUUGUAACAGGCUGCUCAAAACAAGUAUUUAUAGCACCUUGAACAGGGAAAGACCGAAAUCUCUUUUUUUGGUCAAGAUUACGAUCAUUAUGAUCACGAUUUUUUUUGUGUGCUUUUUCCCAGCUUGUAUUGCUAAUGUGGUGGUGGCGUAGUGGGCUAAAGCACAUAACUGGUAAUCAGAAGGUUGCUGGUUCGAUCCCCACAGCCACCACUAUUGUAUCCUUGAGUAAGACACUUAACUCCAGGUUGCUCCGGGGGGAUUGUCCCUGUAAUAAGGGCACUAUAAGUCGCUUUGGAUAAAAGCGUCUGCCAAAUGCAUAAAUGUAAUGUGCAUGUACAUUGUUGAAUUGAUUGACAGGUGAUGUCUGUACCUAAAAGCUGAUUGGCUCUUUUACCUGUAAGGUGGAACUGCAUUUCUACAUUGACCGUUGACCAAUGGGUGCUACAACUUCUGGCAUUCCAAUUCCUCCCAUUCAUUUAAAUAGAAGUGGCCCGUCUCUGCUAAAUAGUCUCUGGAGCCACUGCGCAUGCGACAUCACUGCCGUUAAACUCGUAAUUGUCCUUGAAGUGGCAAUUUUUUUAAUUUAGAAUACAAAACACUGGUGUAUGGAGACGGAGAUAGUUGAAUAAAAGGCUUUAAUUUGAGACUAGUGGUGGUGAUUUUGAUUCAUAUCAGUGACUUGAUUCUUUUGAUUCUGUUCACCGUUCAGAUUCGUUCAUUGAUUCGUUCACUCCCAAUAUCUUGAAGUUACGCCUUUGCACCUGCAGAUGCACCAAAUGACAAUCUUUUAAGUAAUUGCACUGAACCGAAAGCAUUCAUUCACAACCAGAACAAGUCUAAGAGACUUUAAACAACAAAGCAUAUCUAUGAUACUGUGAACUGCUGAGCACGACUUUGUAUCAAGCUAUUCAAAAAAGGACAACAAUACUAGCCUAAAAAUUAUUAUAAUUUUCAAUAACACAUGUAUGUCAUUGUAAUGUGUGCUCAUAACUCACUUUUGUUCAUAAUUCAUCUGGCCCAUUUUCUUGUUGAACGAGAUUGACAAUAUGUAAGCUAACAAUAUUUAAUAUUGGAUAAUAGCUAACAAAUUUAUGGAUUCAUUUGAUUAUUGUUUUAUGGUGCUUUUUGUGGUUUAUUUUCCUUUUUGGCAUAUUGUGAAAACUCAUUUUGUGUCCCAUGGCUAACAAAAGUAAAAUAAAA